Molecule: messenger RNA, 4273 nt
Organism: Octopus bimaculoides (California two-spot octopus)
Lineage: Eukaryota; Metazoa; Mollusca; Cephalopoda; Octopoda; Octopodidae
Source: RefSeq, a predicted model, not a curated record
AACGAUGUUAGUAAUUAUAUCAUUAAUGUUUAUAUCAUGUCUAAGAUGAACGAUGAUGUUUAUAAAUGUACCAUGUUAGGUUGAACGUUAAAAUUCAUAAGUAGUAUACUGUGUUUGGUGAACGGUAAUAUUUAUAAUUGUAUCAUCUUGAGGUGAAUGUUAAUAUUAAUAAUUAUAUUAUGUCAUGUUAUAAUGAACGUUAAUACUAGUGUUGCAGGUCCAUCACCUUGAUUAUGUAUUUCAUUUCGUCAUGGACCACUACAACAUGAGUUGGUUGCACCAAUUUUAUAAAUGUUUUGGAAAUGGAUUUUAAUCACAAGCCAAUGAGUGACUAGUAUUCUUGACUUUUUUUUAAUGUUUAAAUGGAUAGGAGAGUUUUAUUUAUAUUGCCAUCUCUUCACACGUUGUACGCUUUUUUACUCUCUGGAUGGACAACCCUGAUCUAUUAGGACAACACACACACAGUUUUCUUUUCUCUGUUAUCGGUCUUCUCCUAGCUUAUCUUUUUUUUCCUUUUACAGUUUUUUUCUAACUGAUUAUUCCAUUUUCCAUGACACAACAUAAAUGCAAAAGAAACUUAUGUGUAUUUAUACAUACUCUAUAUUAUUUACGUACAUAGCAUCCAUUUACAAUAUCUACAUUUCAUGACAGAAUUAUAAAUAUAUUUGUAUAUUACAAUGUUUGUCGUUUGAAAAGGAUCCAGUUAGCAACAAACAUUCGAGUGUAAUAGAAAAGCAUUGCAUAAUUUCGACACAUGUAAAUGGAAUCCUAUCAGAUACAAGCCAAGAAACUGAACCCAAGAUAAAUUGAUACUUGCAGAGAAUUUUCAACUUUUAAAAUAAUUAAUGUGGAGGAAAUUAAUCAUUAGACACUUCUAAUACCAUUGUUUUUAACAAUAUAAAUUCAGUUACAAGGAUUUACGAAAGUGAAAAAUCUUUACAGAGUGAGUCCAUUACAAUAUCAGCCAGUAGGAAGGAUUAUUGAAUAUCAGUGUGACAUUUGUAAGAAAAUGCUCUCUUCAGAAUGUGAAGGUAUCACACGUAAAGAAACACACAAUAAGAAAAAACUAUACCAUUGUGAAAUAUGUGGAAAAUAUUUUGUCUCCAAUAGUAAUUUAACAACACAUAAAAAAAUACACACUGGAGAAAAACCAUUCCAUUGUGAAAUAUGUGGGAAGUCCUUCAUUAAUAGUUCAGAACUUGCUAUCCACAUCCGUAGACACAAAGGAGAAAAGGCUUAUCAAUGUGAUGUGUGUGGAAAAUCUUUUAUCACUAAUGGUGAUUUAAAAAUACAUGAAAGAAUACACACAGGAGAAAGACCAUUCCACUGUGAAAUAUGUGGAAAAGCGUUUGUUAAUAGAUCACAGCUUGUUGUCCACAUACGGAGACACACAGGAGAAAAAACUUAUCAUUGUGAAGUAUGUGGAAAAUCCUUUAUUACCAAUGGCGACUUAAAAGUACAUGAAAGAAUACACACUGGGGAAAAACCAUUCCACUGUGAAAUAUGCGGGAAAUCUUUUGUAAAUAGUUCACAUCUUGUUGUCCACAUACGUAGACACACAGGAGAAAAAACAUAUCAUUGUAAAGUAUGUGGAAAAUCCUUUGUUGCUAAUGGUGACUUAAAAAUACACGAAAGAAUACACGCUGCGAAAAGUCUGUUUCACUGUGAAAUAUGUGGGAAAUCGUUCACUCACAAUUCCCAUCUUGUCAUCCACAUAAGUAGACACACUGGAGAAAAACCCUUUAAUUGCGAAAUAUGUGGGCAAUCUUUCUUCACUAAUGGACACUUAAAAACACAUAGCAGAAUACAUACGGGGGAAAAACCGUUUCAGUGUGAAACAUGUGGGAAAUCUUUCAUUUAUAAUUCUAAGCUUACAAUACACAAACGUAGUCAUACUGGAGGAAACUCAUAUUGUUGUGAAAUAUGUGGAAAGUCGUUUAUUAAUAACUACAAGCUUUCAAUCCACAAACGUAGUCACACAGGAGAAAAACCAUAUUGCUGUCAGAUAUGUGGAAAAUCCUUUGCUGCAAGCAGUAGUCUAACAACACACAAUAGAGUACAUACUGGAGAAAACCUUUUCCAUUGUGAAAUCUGUGGGACAUCUUUUACUACGAAUGGUAGGCUUACAAUUCACAAACGUAGUCAUACUGGAGAAAAACCUUAUCACUGUGAAAUAUGUGGAAAAUCGUUUGUCUCUAACAGUAAUUUAACAGCACACAAUAGAAUACACACGAGAGAAAAACGCUAUCAUUGUGAAAUAUGUGGAAAGUCUUUCAUGAACAAUUCAGAUGUUGUUAUUCACAACCGAGCACAUAGUGGAGAAAAGCCUUAUCACUGUGAAGUAUGUGGUAAAUCGUUCUCAGUUAAUUCAAGUCUCGUAGUUCACAAAAGAAGACACACUGGAGAAAACCCAUUUCACUGUGAGAUCUGUGGGAAAUCUUUCACUCAAACUUCUAGUCUUGUAGUUCACAAAAGAAUACAUACUGGAGAAAAACCUUACCACUGUGAGAUAUGUGGCAAAUCUUUUGUCUCUAACAGUAAAUUAACAAUACACACAAAAAUACACACUGGAUAACAACUCGUUUCAUUAAGUGUCGAAGGCAACGAGUUGGCAGAAUUAUAAGCCUGUGGAGUGAAGUUCUUCACAACAUUUUGUCUGUCUUUAUGUUCUGAGUUCAAGUUCCACCAUGCUUCACUUUGCUUUUCAUCCUAUGUGGGGGUCGAUGGAAUAAGUAAGUACCAGUUGAGCAUUGGGGUCAAUGUAAUCAACUUACCCACUUCCUCGAAAUUGCUAGCUUGGUGCCAAACUUUGAAACCGUUGUGAGAUAAGUGGGAAAUAUUCAGUUGAAAAAUUCUUGCAAUCCAUGAAUGAACACAGGCAGGUAAAAUGUCAUGUUGUUAUGGAAUAUGCAAGAAAUUUUCUGUCUUCAACAGUAUUUAACAACACGAAAAUUUCACACUGGAGGAAAAUUCUAUCCUUACUAACUUAUGUGGAAAACUAUUCUCUGUCAAUUUGUGCCUAGUUUAAAAAUGAAGACACCCUGGAAAAACUCAGUUCAUUGUGAAAUAUGGGAAAUCUAUCAGAGAAAAUUUUAUUUUUGUAAUUCACAAAAGAAUGUGCAUUGGAAAAAGAAAAUCUUACCAUUAUAAAAUGUUUUGGAAAUUGCUGUGAAAUGUGUGGGAAAUCUUUAGUCAUGAAUCAUGCCGGAAAACCCUACCACUGUGAAAUAUUUGAGAAAUCACUUAUCAUUUUCAAUCACUUGUAAAAGUAGAAAUAUGUUAUAUAAAUCCUUCCCUGGCAAACAAAACUUCCAACAAUUUAUGUUGAAAGUUUUGAUUUUCUCUUUGGAUUUUCAUCAUGUAUAUCAUCAUUAUCGUUUAACGUCCGCCUUCCAUGCUGGCAUGGAUGGGGCAGUUUAACAGGAGCUGGCUUGCACCAGAUUUCGGUGACUAUUUUGGCAGGAUUUUUACAGCUGGAUGUCCGUCCUAACACCAAACGCCCAUAUAUGUAUGGCACCUGAAGAACAAAGAGACCCCAAUUGCAAUCACAUGGAAAAUCCUACAUCAACGGCAGCAUGUGUUGCCAGCUGUGCAUAGCAGAAUGGGCAAGGAUAUUGAAGAACUCCCUCGGUCCGAGGAACAUCUUAAAAUCCUGGACGAAGUCUUCAGACCAUGCUUACACUUCAGGCGAUUCCUACUGAAAUCCUGGGACCCACAAACUGACUGGGUGUAUUCCGGUUAGUGGUCUAAGGGAGGCAAUCUCUUGCACUUUCUUGUUUGUGUAUUCAAUAACUAACCAUGAAGCCUUUUCUCCCUCCGUUUUGAAGAGAGGUUAUAAACCACCGGUCAUUAGAAUCUGAUGUGACGUAUUUAAAGUUAAGCGCUUUAUGGAUGCAAAACCAUGGUAACCCUAUAAACCGGCCAUAACUAUCUUUAUCUAUAAAGGGUAAAAUACCUCCUUUGGUCAUGAAUGACCAUAAGAUUGCGGGAUUGCACCUAGAGUUACCCUCCGAGGUACAAGUCAGGGCAAGGUUGUUUGUGGAGGAUCAGCUGUCGCCCAUGCACACUUGCCUUUCCUAUGUUAGGGAAAGCAAAGGACGAUACAGCUUGACACCAGUGACGUUGCAACUCAUUUCUACAGCUGAGUGAACUGGAGCAACGUUUAAAUAAAGUGUCUUGCUCAAGAAGACAACACAAGCCUGACCCAGGAAUUGAACGUACUACCUCAUGAUUGUGAGCCUGACUCUCUAACCACUGAGCUAUGUGCCAUAUA